UGGGAGUAGCAAGGCCCGGAGUCUAUUGUGAAGAGUGAUAUUUAGAACUCAGGAGACCCCCACAUGUGCAUUGCUCAGAGACCAUGAGAAGAACUCAGCAGGCCAGAGCAGGGAGAACUUGGAGAGGGCUGUACUCCACAGAGCCCCACAAUUGGCUUGGUUAUAAAAGAAGAUUAGAGGGGAAGUAUUCUUUUUCUUUGCGCUGUUCAUAUUCAAGUUACAGGAUCCGAGAACUUGCAAAACCAAAGCCCAAAGUAGCUUGGGAGAACUACUGUAGUAGACUAGACUGGGGAAACCAGGAGACAAUCUGGCCCCUUUCCUUGAGUGCUUUGGCUACUCAUCCAUCUCCAAGACUUAUAGCUCUGGCCAAACCCAAGAAGAAUUUUGAUGGAAAGCUCCAGCACAGGCCCCUUUUCCUGUACAGCUGUGGUCGGGAAUCAGAGAUAUGGGAGCGCCCACCCCUAAUGAAUCUUGGGUUUCCGUCUGAUCGGAUACUGAAAUUAGCAGAACCUAAAAAAUAUCAGCUGGCUUACCUGCAGAAAAGGGCUUGCAAUUCCCCAGAGUGGCUUGUGACGCCAGCUGCACUCACCUGUGAGGCUUCCCAGAGGGUGCUAGAACUUGCACACCCAAAAUCCAUGCAUCCAGACUUCAUUCAAGCCAGAGAGGCUGAAACACAUGUUACAGACACUGCGAAGACAGCUAGAGUGUCUCAAAGAAUAAAGCACCUUGCACAGCCUCGGGUUCGGAAGGACUCAUGGUGCUAUGAUCGGGGCCAUCCUGAAGCUGUCAUCUGGCCGGUGUCCAAGUCUGCUCAGCAAGCCACGGCCAGCUCUAGAACAUCAGAGCUGGCUAAAGCGAAACAGGUGUCUCCCAAGUAUCUGCCAGUCCGGGAUGCUGAAUGGCCAGUGUCAAAAGCAGCUAAGCACACUUCUGCGACUCCUAGGACUGUGGAGCUGUCGAAGCCUUCCAAGAGGCCCCCUAUGAAUGUUGCUCAGUUCAAUCCAGAUGCGUUUACAGUAAAGGAGUCUGCCAAGAAGGCAUUUUGUUCCAGUCGAAUUCUAGAGCUCGCCCACCCCAUUGAGCGCUGAACCUUUGGACUCCACAUGGCACUACCCUUCCUUAACCCCUAAGAGACUUGUGGCUUUCCCACAAGUUGGUCCCUUCCCUGGUGUGUUUGAUUAUAGGCUGUAGGUAGAGUGUAGACUUGGCAGGAGGGUAUGUGAACAAAAACGAGGGAAAACUCCUCUUGCAGCUCAACUGCUGCUUUUAAAUCCUUCCCAAAUCCCCAAUAAAACUGUGCGCAAAAUAAGA
Molecule: messenger RNA, 1311 nt
Organism: Gavialis gangeticus (Gharial)
Lineage: Eukaryota; Metazoa; Chordata; Crocodylia; Gavialidae
Gene: SPMAP2L
Product: theg spermatid protein-like
Exons: 9
Coding region: 84-1088 (334 amino acids)
Source: RefSeq, a predicted model, not a curated record